AUGAUGGGUAAGAGAACUUGGAAGCCAAUUAUUGUGGCAACGGCUUGCACAUUAUUGCAACAUGCAGUCGUCACUGCAUUUACGCCGACACCAAUACACUUCCCCCAGCAGUCGAGAGAACUAACGGGGACUAUAUUUAUGGCCGGAAAAGGAUUCGGUGAUAAUUCUUCCAGUUCCAAGAAAGCCAAGAAAACCAACAAGAAACCAAGUAAAGACUCAUCACCCCCAAAAAGUCCAAUGGUUCUUGAUGAUUUCUCGAAAGAUGAUGGUGACAAAACUCCAACCGAAUAUCCGGCCAUGAACCGAGCCGAGAUCUCCAAGUGGCUGAGUCAUAUCCCAGUCUAUGCUGUGACAGAUGCCAAAGGCAACGCCAAGGCCAUCAAGUUGGGCGACAAGGCCGUUGUGUACUUCUUCAUGUCAUCUGUGGUCGCGGAAGCUUACAAGAAAAAGCUGCAGGAAUCGGGAGAAGACUUUGAUGAUGCUACCGUGUCGGGUUUGUUUCUUGGCAACAUUUGGUAUGACUUUUUGGAUCAGGACUGUAAUCAGAAAGAGGAUAACACAGAGUUCCGAUUGGUUCCCGAUCCAAGGGAUUUGACGUCGGCAAGGACCGUACUAUCCAUGGCGUCACCCGAAGAGAUUGUUGAGAGUGAAGGUGACAGCAGUUCCGACGAUGACGAUGAGAAAAUAACUAUUGAAUCCUUGAUGGAGAAUACUCCAUUUGCCUCGGCGUACAACGAAAUCCCGCUCUUUUAUGUCGACAACAUGCCGCUUGCCGACCACAGUGAAGAUGUCAAAAAGUGGUUGAAUCGUAUGGUGUCGUCCACUUACAUGUUCUUUAGCGCCCAAGGCAUGUUUAAAGUGCUGGACAAAUUCAAGGAAAGCGGCGAACCUGUGGAAGACUCGAAUGACGCUUUGUGUUCCUUGUUUGAUAUCGUUUCCAUGAUGGAGCAACCCAGUACGACUGACUUUCGCAACAUUGUGCUCAUUCCACCAGCACCCAUAGCCGAAGGGACAGUAUCGGAUUCGGUUCUUGCCAAGCAACUGGAAGAUCCGUCGUCACUCAUUUCACAGUCAUUCUUCUUGCAACUCCUGCAAGAUGAAUCAUCAUCAUGA
Molecule: messenger RNA, 1113 nt
Organism: Cylindrotheca closterium
Lineage: Eukaryota; Bacillariophyta; Bacillariophyceae; Bacillariales; Bacillariaceae
Source: the annotation of a GenBank genome assembly